This is a messenger RNA of Caenorhabditis auriculariae, 895 nucleotides long. The record is from the annotation of a GenBank genome assembly. Lineage: Eukaryota; Metazoa; Nematoda; Chromadorea; Rhabditida; Rhabditidae.
AUGGAGGAUCGACAGCAACUUCAAAUGUAGCAGUUUGAUGUCUAAGAAAUUCUUUUUCAAUUCCUUUUUUUUCAGAAAAAAACGUCCGAAACUUCUGAAUAAAAACUGGAAACAAACAAGCGUACUGGAAAUAAUCGAUCGACUGCUACUGGAACAAAAGGUUUCGAAGGUUUUAUUUUCGAAAAAUUUUAUGAUGAGGAAGAAAAAAAGCAUGACCUUAUUAACACUGAAUUAAAGCCAGAAAAAUCUUGAUUCGAUUUUAUAAGCAAAGUCGGAAAGGCUGGAAAAAGGAUCCACAGAAAUUUUCCUCUUAGGGUGACAAAGGCUCAUUUUUUGCUUCAUUUCAUCGGCUCUUUAUAGUCCGUUCAGAUUUUGAAUGUCAAGUCGCUUCUAAAGCUCCGCCCCUUUUGACCCGAUAAGCCAAUCAGAGAGCGAGCCAUCCACAGAGCGCCUUCGAAUGACGUCAUUGUACUUGACAUUCAAAAUAUGAACAAACUAUAAACCACUCAUAACGGACGCUCAGAGGGCCCGUAAAGGGUACUUCCGACUUUGCCUAUGAAGAUAUUUAAACAUUGAAAAAAAUGUAGUUGUUAUAUAGAAGGUCUCGCGCCAGAAUCAACAGUUUUUUUUAGUUUUAUUCCUCAGACAUUCUGGCGGCGAAAAAAAAAAAAUAAUUUACCUUUAGAAGCAGCUAUUUUUUGAUUCAAAUUUUGUAUUUAUAUCCUUUUUCGCAUUUAAAAGUCUUUUAGCUUUGAAAAUUCAGUUAACCGCGAUGUCACGAAAUCCGCCAAUAAAAGACGCAACGUCUUCAAAUUCUUGGCGGACGGAGCUUGAUCAAAUCCGAUGGCGGCUAAACAAUACCAGGUACCAACCCAAUGCUCUUAAAAGCAGCUGA